GUACAAAUCGCCUUGUCUGCUAUAUGACAAACUGGUCUAGAUUCAGGCCAGGACCCGGGAAAUUCAUUCCUGAAGAUAUCGAUCCUAAUUUAUGCACCCACAUUAUCUACGCCUAUGCGGUGGUUAGCAAUAAGAAUAUUGUGGCUAAGUUUCCGGAGGAAGAAUCCAAACCAUGGGAGCAUGGAUUCAGACGCAUAUUUUCGGAGAACGCAGUUCGAUUUCUAAGAGACAGAGGAUUUGAUGGGCUGGAAGUAUUCUGGGCUUACCCUUCCGCUAAAACCUCGGCUUAUUUGAAAGAACUCCUACAGGCUUUACGAAAUGCCUUUGAUGAAGACGCGAUCGCCAGUAAUCAGGCCAGGUUAAUUCUAACAACUGCUUUGACUGCCAAUGCCGAACGAAUCCACAACGACUAUGGAGAAAACCUCGUCUCUAUGGAGUACAUUGCUCACACGUAUACGAUACUGGGAGUGCCAAGGCAUAUGAUUAACAUCGGCAUUCCCACCUACGGCGUAUCGUUUCAACUAAGAAAUCCUAAGGACUAUGGGUUGGGAGCUCCAGUAAGUGGAGCAGGACCUGCAGGCAAAUAUACGGGAGUAAAUGGAAUGUUGGCAUACUACGAGGUCUGCUUAUUCAUUAGAAAUGGUGCAAAGAAAUUAUAUGCUCCCUCCCAAAAGGUCCCUUACGCAUUCAAAGAUUACGAGUGGGUAGGAUUCGAGGACCCAACAAGUGUCAGGGUUAAG
Molecule: messenger RNA, 740 nt
Organism: Candidula unifasciata
Lineage: Eukaryota; Metazoa; Mollusca; Gastropoda; Stylommatophora; Geomitridae
Source: the annotation of a GenBank genome assembly